This is a messenger RNA of Pantherophis guttatus, 1322 nucleotides long. The record is from RefSeq and is a predicted model, not a curated record. Lineage: Eukaryota; Metazoa; Chordata; Lepidosauria; Squamata; Colubridae.
CUAAAGACUCUAAAGAAUACUACUGGAAUUUCUUUCAGCUGACAUAUGGCUCAUUAGCCCAAGAGGAAUUUCAGACCAGUAAGCUCUCUUCACUAUAUUUCAUGGUCCCCAAAGAGGACCAUCAGUACAUUGGGAUUGUCCAACUACUUCGUCAUUUCAAGUGGACGUGGAUUGGGAUAUUUUCAGUUGAUAACAGCAAUGGAGAAAAUUUCUUAAAGAAAAUGCAGCCCUUACUUUCACAGAACGGAAUCUGCUCAGCAUUUAUAGAACAACUUCCUCAACAACUCCACUUGGAAAGAUUCUUUGAACUUUCUCAAAUGAUCUCCAUUAUUUCCAUUAAUAUGAGGAAUAGCAAAGUCAAUGUGUUUCUUGUCUAUGGAGAAGCCUGGACAAUUAUAUGGCUAAGAUUAAUAACAUUUCUGGUAGAUCCUGAAAGCAAGGAAAUGGCAUUAUUAAGAAAGGUGUGGAUCAUGACUGCACAGAUUGAUUUUGUAUUAGCAGGCACUCAAAUCACAUGGGAUCUGAAGAUGUACAAUGGGGCUCUUUCCUUCACUGUUCACUCAACAGCAGUUGCAGGUUUCAAGGAGUUUCUUCAGACCAUAAAUCCUUUUUCAGACUACAGAGAUGGGUUUCGGCAAUAUGUUUGGGAACAAUCAUUUGAUUGUUCAUUUCCAAAAGCAGAGUUACAAGCAAUGGACAAUACUCAGUGCACUGGGGAGAUGAGCUGGAGAAUCUUCCUGGGCCUGUAUUUGAAAUGGAAAUGACUGGCCAGAGCUACAGUAUCUACAAUGCUGUUUAUGCUGUGGCUCAUGCUUUGCAGGCUCUACGCAUGUUGGGUUUCAAUUGGAAGAAAAGUAUGAUGAGUAAAAAAACUGAUCUUCCAAAUCUGCAGCCCUCGCAGGUAUUUUCUUUGAAUUGGACUCUUAUUUCAGUGAGCAGUUUGAUGUAGAAUUAUGUUUUGAACCCAUUCCGGAAAAGUCUUAAUAUUUUCUGCAUGUAGAAUCAAGUUAAUUAUGAGAAAAACAUAGAAAUAAGAAAGAAUGUCUUGAUAGAACAAUGAAGUAAUGCAAAAACUUGCCUUCAGGAAUCCUGGGUGCUACAUAACUGGAGAUUUUAAGGAAGUGAUAUGAGAGUCAUUUGUCUAAAUUGUUGUAGGGUCUUCUCCUUGGACCUUCUCCAAGGUCCCUUCCAACUCUCUUGUGUUGUAUAAAACAGAUACAGAAAAAUUGGUUUGUGUUCUUAUUUUGUCAUUCAGGUAUUCUGCUAUUCUGAUCACUCAGAAGCUGCUAUAAAAAUCAAUAUUUAGGUAUCAGUAGGAGUUA